Molecule: messenger RNA, 1064 nt
Organism: Scomber japonicus (chub mackerel)
Lineage: Eukaryota; Metazoa; Chordata; Actinopteri; Scombriformes; Scombridae
Gene: endouc
Product: endonuclease, polyU-specific C
Exons: 8
Coding region: 55-996 (313 amino acids)
Molecular function (GO): RNA endonuclease activity
Source: RefSeq, a predicted model, not a curated record
UGAAAAGUCGAGUGCAGUUGUGUGAGCUGAAGGAGGAAACCUGUAAGAAGUAUCAUGGCUAUAAGGUUCUGUGGGGUCGUCGCCCUGCUGGCAGUGUUUCUCAGUGGACUCGAUGCCUCAAGACCGACUGUAAACCAGGAACUGUCCACUGUUUUCAAUGAUCUGUGGAGGUUGGAUGUGAACCGCAUGAAGCCUGGGAUAGAUUACACCCUCUCUGUUCAGGGUAGAGCUGGUUUCGUGACCCAGGGCAGUCAUGUUGCUCAAGAUUACGCCUCAAUGCCUCUCUUCUCCAACGUUAAUGAGAACAAACUGAGGACUAUCCCCACCAUCUCUCGUUUUGUGAAACUCCUGGACAACUAUGAGAGGUCCACAGGCGUGACGGAACAAGUCACAACAGAGGAACUGUUGGAGAUUAAUCUCUUUCUGGAUGCCGUCUUACAGACAAACGUCAUGAAGCGAGCUCAUCAGUAUCUGGUGAGCAAAGGACAGUCAAGCUCUAACUUACGACAGUUUAAGAGUCAGCUGCAGUUGAUCUGGUUCAAACUCUACCACAGGCAGAGAAACACCGGGCUGGACUCUAGUGGAUUUGAGCAUGUCUUUGUUGGAGAGACGAAAUCUGGAACAGAAAUCGUUGGUUUUCACAACUGGAUCCAGUUCUACCUGCAAGAAAAAAACCACCAUUUGGACUACAAAGGAUACAAGGCCAGAAACCAAGACUUACCGGAUCAAGACGACCAUGUUCUGAACCUGCAGUUCAGUUGGCACAAUGUGGUUAAGCCCGUUGGCAGCGCCUUCAUCGGGACAACCCCGGAGUUUGAAAUGGCUGUCUUCACCAUCGUCUUCCUAAUGAACACUGAGAGAAGCACCACAGUGCUGGUUAACAUCGACCAGUGUCAGAUGGAGCUGGUGGUCAUCCGACACGGACAGUCCCUCGGGACGGCGUACCCCAGACUGCUGAGCAGCAAUGGCAGACAUGUUAGACAGCAUUCAUAUUGAUGUGGAUGACCUCAACUUCACUUGUCAUACAGUUACUGUAUAUUUACCCCCCCCCCCCCCCCAAUAUU